AAAUUGAAGGAAUGCAAAAUCUGUGGAAGAAGAUUUGCACAAGAACGCCUUCAGAAACAUGAAGGUGCUUGUAAAACAGCUAAUAAAAAACGAAAGAUAUUUGAUCCUGUAAAAAUGAGAUUAGAGGGAACAGAAGCCAAUCAGUUUCAUUGGAAAGCUGAGAAGAAAUCAACCCCAUCCAAGCCUAAGAAAGAUUGGAGAAAACAACAUGAUGAAUUUAGGAAAACUAUACAGCAUGCUAAAAAAGUUGGUGAUAUAGAAAAGAAAGGUGGUGAUAUUCGAACAGUCACUCCACUCCCUCCUGCUGAAAAUCCUGAUUAUAUUCAAUGUCCUCACUGUGAGAGGAGAUUUAAUUCCACUGCUGCAGAGCGUCAUAUUCCUAAAUGUAAAGAUAUAAAGGGUAGACCUCUU
Molecule: messenger RNA, 411 nt
Organism: Lottia gigantea (owl limpet)
Lineage: Eukaryota; Metazoa; Mollusca; Gastropoda; Lottiidae
Exons: 2
Source: RefSeq, a predicted model, not a curated record